Hemisphaericaspora subhashii is the source of this 903-nucleotide messenger RNA. RefSeq lists its product as uncharacterized. The coding region runs from base 1 to 903 and encodes 300 amino acids. The record is from RefSeq and is a predicted model, not a curated record. The transcript has a single exon. NCBI's taxonomy places the organism in Eukaryota, Fungi, Ascomycota, Pichiomycetes, Serinales, Debaryomycetaceae.
AUGAAUAUCCUCCGGCCAGAAGAUCCAUUGGAUGAAUUUGAUAUUACAUACUUUGAAAAUGAACCAAGAGGAAUAGACGCGUAUAUGAUGCCGGAUAAUCUUUUAUCCCAUGAAUUUGAAACUGUUUUACCAGAUUGGAUUCAAACCCAAUGCAUAGCACCAUCAGUCCUAAGUUCUCCUUCUCAUAGCCGGAAUAAUUCCAAAAUAGACGCACUUGCCUCACCAUUAUUAGUUGGUAAAUCCGGUAAUAUUGACGCUUUGACAUUAAUGAACGCAUCAGCUACUUCAACCCCGGCAUCUUCAACUUCUGGAAGUCCUCAAAUGAAACCUCAAGAACAUAACGCAUCCAAGUCAACGAAGAAGAAACUUCAGCAUCAUCCUAGAAAACGUCAUCAUAGUCAUGGAGAUAUAUUCACAUAUAAUUAUAGCAUCCAUUCAAAAUAUAAAGUUAGUAAAAGUGAAGUGACAUCCCCUAUGGGUCCACCACAUAAACCAAGUGUAACUAUAGCAUCUAUUAAUACAUUAUAUCAUUAUCAAAGACCUCAUGAUGAGAUUAGUCCACGGACAACCACCACCACCACCACAACAACAACAACAACCACUAAAUCAGUCGGAAAUCCAUUCUAUAAGCCACUUACCUCAAGAACAUCACCUAACCAAUCCUUCUCAGAUAAUACACACGACGCAUCCGAAAAUAUUCCAGUAAAUACCAAUCUCAUUACAUUAGUUCAACAGUAUGAUGCCACAUCAUCCACCUCUAAUGCUGAAGCAAACUUUCGAAAACUAGAAGAUGCAAUAAUGGUUGAAUCGUUAUUUAGCAACCACGCAAAACUUCCAACUAUAAUGGACGAUAAUAAAGAGAAUUAUUUUGAUCCAUUAGAUGAUUCUUUUCACUUAUGUUAA